This is a messenger RNA of Xyrichtys novacula (pearly razorfish), 14917 nucleotides long. Lineage: Eukaryota; Metazoa; Chordata; Actinopteri; Labriformes; Labridae. The record is from the annotation of a GenBank genome assembly.
AUGUUCAGCUGGCUUGGAACCGACGACAGGAGGAAGAAGGAGCCAGAAGUCUUUCAGACCGUCAGCGAUGGACUGAAGAAGCUGUACAAAACCAAACUCCUUCCUCUGGAGGAGAGCUACAAGUUUCAUGAGUUUCACUCUCCGGCUUUGGAAGAUGCAGACUUUGACAACAAGCCCAUGGUCCUCCUGGUGGGACAGUACUCUACCGGCAAGACCAGCUUCAUACGGUGAGACACAGAAGCACACACAUGCACAGACAGCCGUUCUUUAAACAUGUUUAUUACAAAUUUCAUGUAGAAAAGUUAGAUCUCACAAACACAUGAGGCAGAAGCCACCAGAUAGAUAGGAUGGGAGAGGCUGACACACCCAAACUGACUUUAUUGUCUCUGUUAAACAAGUAAGUCAUGAAGCAUACACAAUCGUCUUGAAAAACAAAAUUAAAAACACAUGAAUAUUUUAAAAAAGGACAGCAAAACAUGCCAACACUAAACACAAGUAAUCUAACGGUUUGGAGCCACACCUAUGCCGGCUUUAUUGAAUCCAUAAAAAAGUUUAUGUGACAGCAAACAUAACACACACACACAUAUGAAAACUUCGUACAACUCUGCUUGGCACUAAAGGGUUUCUUUUAUGAAGUGUGUCUGUGCAUCCAUGUGUGUGGGUUUAAAGAAUUAAAGCGACACAUGUACUUAUUUCACAUCAGGGUGUGUUCUUGGGAUGUACUUCAUAAAACUCCCUCUGUUUUUAAUCUGUUAAAGAUCCCAAUAAACUCUAUGAAAGUAACGAAAUGUGUGAUUUAAAGGAAGGAUGAAGCAAAAAUCAGCGUUUGCCUGCUUUAUAAUCUCUGGCAUAUUCCAGAUUUGCUAAAUAGGAGUCAAUCCAGAUCUUACUUUUUUGUUAAAGGUGCAAAAUUCAACCCUAAUGCUGCAAAAAUAGAGAGCUCUCAUUUAAAUUUGAUAACUAAUCUAUUCUUAUAACCAUCUAGCUUAAAAGUAAAGUUGAGUGAGAGCUCAUGUCCUUAAAUAUCUCUGCUUUUGGCGUCUGUGUGUAUGUGUGACAGCAGGACAUAUUAACAGCUGAGUGUUGGGCCUCUUUUGAAGGCUUCCACUAACAUCUUCCCCCUCUCACAAACACCCACACACACACACGAACACACAUGCACACUCGCUUAGAGUAAUUAGUGAAGCAAGGCUUUCAAAGCCUGCGAGAGGAUGCUGUUAGUGGCUUCCUGCUGGAAGACAGACGAGCUCCCUCUUCUUCUCCCUCUGGGUUUUAUUCUCACUGAUCCACUGUCUUUCUCUUCAUUUUUUCUAAUAUUACUGUUUCUCUAAUGACAACACCCACCAGUCAGCAGCCUGACCUCGCACCACCGACACUCUAGCAGUGAGAUGCAGAAUGUACAAACUGCUGAGUAACCCACUGUCGGGGCUGCUGCGCUCACAGCAUCUCUUUUGAAUGAGGAAGUGAGGCGGUGUUUGCAGCGAUACAACCACGGUUCUUAUCUUAUCAUUUUACAUCUGAUGUGAAAACUUGAAAUAUAUGAUCUGUAUGUGUGUGUGUGUGCGCGAGUUAGAGACAGAGUGUAUUCUGAGUCUCUCUUCUCAGGCAGUCAGUUAGAGGUCAGUUAUCUGAAGCUGUCUUCAUUUCAGGGCAAAAAUUGAUCGAUUUUCCACUUUUGUUCCACUUCUGAGUCUUGAAAUGAGCAAAUCAUCACCCGGCUGAAGGUUGUCCUUAAAUUCACCGGACUGUUGGAGAUGUAAUGUUCUGGCUCAUAGCCUUUAAUGCACUUGGGUCAGGAAUCAGCAGAAUGGUGCCAUAUAAUCCUGAUAGCUUGUGACUAAAUAUGACGAGGGGCCUUAAAUAUUAUGCAGUUUGCUGUGAACUCAGAUAGAAAUAUUGUUGUUUAUUACCAGGGAUGUCCUGAUAUGAUAUUAAUAACAGAUAUAGGUCUGAUAUCAGCUAAAAAAUGAAUAUCGGAUUAUAUCGACCUCUAAAAUCUUCGACAUCAGCACUCCAAUACAAGUAAUCCUAUCAUGUAGAGUCCAUGUUAUCACAACAACAGUGUGUACUAAGGUACUAACAAAAUAGCAGGGAGUAGGAGUGAUGUCGGCCAUGUGGCAGUAUUUUUUGUUUAAGUCUGUAAAAGACAUUGAAGAUGAGUGCAAAACUUGUCAUGCGGAAGUCUGUGCUAAUAUCAGAUCAAUAUUGGUAUCAGCAAAUACUGCAGGCUACAAUCUCGGUAUUGUAUCGGAAGUAAAAAAGUUGUAUCAGGACACCCCUGUUUAUUACCUUUUUGUAAUAGAAAGCUAUGUCCAAGGGGAAUUCUCUGCUAACAGAUAGAGAACUUGUGUUUCAGUCAACAACGUCCGACUCAACUGAAUUCAAAAGUGUGUAAUCUUAAUGGUGUGUACAAAAUAAGAGUCACUUUGCCUCUUUAGCAACCGGACUUACAAGUAUUCAGGAUAUUAUUGGCAUAAUAAUGGUAUUGGGAGAUACCUAAAUAUCUACCAGUAUAAGUAAGAUGGCACUUCUGCACACAAUGAGCUUUUAAAAGAAACAGACAGCAGAUACAUUAUUUAAUAUCUACGUUUAGAAACAGUCCAGUGUUUAUACAUCUAUUAGAAAGAAGUUUUAAAUCUCAAACCCACAAGAGUGUUUCAACUAGGGUUGCACCGAUCCGAUAUUUGGAUCAGAUAUCGGCUCCGAUAUUGACAAAUUAACUGGAUCGGAUAUCUGAUGAAUGACACCGAUCAAGCGUUCUGAUCUAGUCUUUUUUUUUUCUUUUAACUAAUACCAUACACGGCAACACAGCGGUUCUGUUCGCUCUAUAUUCUAUGUCUGUCUAUCCUUUUGCACUAUGUUAAUUUGUUACCCUUUGUUUUAACAAGGCUAAUGUCAAGCCUGAUGCCUUCACUCACAGGGCAUGAUAUACAGUUCAUUCAUUCAACAGUAGUAUUGGAUCGGUAUCGGAUAUCAACCGAUACGCUCAUCUCAGGUAUUGAUAUCGGACUGGAUGGAAAAAAAUGUGUCGGUGCAUCUCUAGUUUCAACACAGCUUAUAUCACAAUCAACAUUUUCCAACUCACUUAAUGCAAAUACCUGAACAUAAAUCAAUACACAGCCCCUUCAGGAACUUGGGUACUUAAAGGUAAAAUGCUCUGAAAGAACCUAGCAGGUAUGUCACUGUUAUAUUUUUAAUAAAACAUCAAGACAUGGUUCCUGCUGAAAUUCCCACUUCAAUAUAUCUCAAAGUCCCCUGCCGCUGAUGUUUAUGAUAUUAAACAUAUACUCUUCUACUGUUGCAUAACCUCCCCACAGACCUCCACACACUGACAGACAGACAGUACACAGACACGUGUGCAGAGAGACAGCUCUGCCAGGCACUGUUGGCUCCCCCCGACAAGGUGUGUGUGUGUGAGUGUGAGUGCACCAUCCUCACAUCUGGUAGCGGUUAAAAUGUAAACACACCCCACCGUCUCAUAGCAGAGAUUUAUGGCUUCUUAAGUUGGAAGUGUUUUACCUAAAUCUCUUUUUGUCAGGGCUGUGAAACUCUACAGAAACACACUUAAUCUUCAUUUGCACCGCUGAUUUAACAGAUAAGGAUUUAACCUUCCUUACCUGAAGCGUAUCCGCGCUUAUAACUCAGCAGUAAGUGAUGAGGUUGAAAGUGGGCAUCGGUGUUUGAACACCAUAUCUAUUUGCAGUGAAAGAUAUUAAACCAUUUGACCUUCUGGGUCAUCUUUCGGGGUCCCGUGUUUGGAAAAUGCCAAGUCAAACCAAACAUGAGUGUAGUGUUUGGGUGUCUGCCCCUUAACCUUGUUCACCUCAGUCAGCUGUUUUUCAUCAUUAGUGAACAAAACAAGAGUCUGACGUGCUCGUAAAUUCGAUCAUCCCUCUUGUUUGCACCAGCAGGACUCCAACCAUUUCUAAUGCAUCUACUUAUUUGUCUCCUGAGUCUGGUUUUGAGUAGGAAAACUAUACCAAGAUCUUUACUGAAUUCCCUGAAACCAUUUGAUUCUUCAGAUACUGGAUUCAAGAAAGUACUAAAGACACAUUAUGAUACUGGUGCUUGUUUAAGGUCAGUGUCCUCCUCAUGGACCACUGUUGUAGGUCCAAAAUCUACAUCUGUGUCCGUCGUUGACCCCAAGAAGCAUUGAUUCAGUCUCUUUAAUAAUUAGAAGUGUCUGUUUUAUCAAGUUACCUCAGAUCAGUUCUUAAACAUGACAAAUGUUGUACCACAGUACCACAAUACCUCUCCUUUCGGACAGAUCUUUGAUCAUUUUGCUCCACCUUUGGCAAAUUGCCUCCUCCUUUAUCUCAAUAAACCUCAAAAUCUUCAUCCAGAAAAAUUAAAUCAAACCUUAUGCUGCUGAGUUUGGAGCAUUGGCUCUUAUUGUGCUGAUUACGUGCUGUAUUUCCCUCCACGUUGUUCCAGCAGCUUCUAAUUCAAGGCAGACCUGUUUUUUUUGUUUCUUUGUUGUUGGUAUCUGAACUGCUUCUCACCAUUUAGAGUCAUUUCCUUUGCAGCGUUGUUGAUUGAAAAGUCCCUCUGCAGGAGCUUUUUAAUCUAUCAGGUGACUUUCAGGACUCCAUCAACUCUAAGGAGACUAAAAUAAAGUCUUUUCUUUGUUGUGGAAAAUAUGGAGAGCACACAUGUAAAAGCCAAUCUCCUUCAUAGUCAUUAUCUGUUUUAAUGUCACCUCAUGUAAUAGCUACCAGGGGUGUCCCGAUACAAUAUUGAUAUCGGGUAUCAGUAGGGCUGGGCGAUAAAACAAUACCGAUAUGUAUCUAAAAUUAAUUUCCCUUAAUAUCAAGUUAAAACAUGGUCAAUAUCCUUUUGAAUAGUCUGCAUUCUGCCAUGUUUUAGCAGACUGUACGAAUAGCCAAUGAAAAGGGGAGUUGCUCCGGGUCCACUUCGUGCUGAACUAAUCAUGUGCUGAAUUAGAACCAAGUAGCAAACAACUGCGAAGAAGCAAGCUGCAGCUACACGCAACCACAGCACAGCACUGUCAGUAAGAAAAAAAGAAAAUGAGUGCUAUCAAGUAGAGUAAUGUGCUCUGCAAAUUAUGUCGAAUACAUGUUCUCGCAAAGUCGGGAAAUACCUCAAAUCUUUUUCAUCACCUGAAGCAGUGCACACGGCAGAGCACAUGCAUCAAUAUCGGUAUCAUAUCGGAGGUUGAAAAGUUGUAUCGGUACACCCCUAGUAGCUGCACAAUGUCCUCUUUCAAGUUGUUGGUUAUCUCGGGUAGCAUCUCCUCAUCUCCUCGGUUGUUUGACUCAAUGCCAUGUCACACCAUCUCCCCUACAGCUACCUGUUGGAGCAGGAUUUUCCUGGAAUGCGGAUCGGCCCUGAACCCACCACGGAUUCCUUCAUCGCAGUGAUGCACGGCGACACUGAAGGUGUCAUCCCUGGCAACGCUUUGGUGGUGGACCCCAAGAAGCCCUUCAGGAAGCUGAACGCAUUUGGGAACGCAUUCCUUAACAGGUACACACACAAACACACAAACACAUACAAACACAGUAGAUGAAAUGCAGCGAUGGCAGAUGUUGGGUAUCUUCUGAGGGUGUGUACGUGCUGAAAAUACAAAGCGAUGUCAGUGGUUAAGUGCUCGAACACAGAAGGGAAACUCUGAGGAAGAGCGUGGAGAAGAAAGAGGGAGUGAGAGUACUAGUGAGAAUCCACACCAGAGCUCUACAUUCCUAGAUGAUUGAAUUUCCCUCUGCUCACUGGUCAGGCUUUUCUCUUUUAAUGGCUGUUUGUGAGAGAGAGAGGAAGACAGGAAGAAGGAGAGAGAGAGCGAGAGAGAGACGAGCAGUGAUCUCUGCAGAGUCAUCCUUCAGGAAAGAGAAAGACUGACCCAAAGAGUCUGCACUCUUGCUGCGGUGUCCUCACUGUGAGGGCCUAGCACUGCUAAAAGGAGACAGAGGAGACACUGACUGUGUCCUGGGGGUUCACAGUGAGGACGACCCAAACCUGUUGGUAUUGAUACAGCUGCAGACAGACAGACAGACAGAGAGAGAGAGAGAGAGACAGAGCAGCAGAGACAGAGAAGAGGAGCGAGGGAGGAUGUUUGUUUUUAAAACAGUUUACACUUCUGUCAGCUUUCUUUUAACUCUCCUCUCUUCUCCUCAUGUGUGUGUGUGUGUUUAUGUGUGUGUGUUUAUGUGUGUGUCUCCUUGACUCAGGUUUGUGUGUGCCCAGCUGCCUAACCCAGUGCUGGAGAGCAUCAGUGUGAUUGACACACCAGGAAUCCUGUCUGGGGAGAAACAGAGAAUCAGUCGAGGUAAGACACUCACACUUUUACCUCCCCUUGUUUGUGUGGACUAGUCCGUGUGUCUGUGUUUGUGCGUGUGUGUGUGUGUGCACGCACGUGUUUGUGUGUGUGAAUGGAGUUUGCCAGUGUUCUUUCACUGGACUCAUUCAGCUGCAGCCCCCUCAUCCCGCUGAACUCCGAACAAGCAUGUCAGCACUUCCUUUGGUUUCAUCUGUGAGUGUGUGUGAGUGUGCGUGCGUGUGUGUGUGUUUAUUUUAGCUCUUAGCUAUCAGGAGGAUUAUGGCUCAUUCAUUUCAAAGAACAGGAAGCGGUAACAGAAAAGCUCUGAAUGCGCUCUCUCAUAAACACACACGCAGACACACACACACUCACACACACAGGGAUGGUCACAGAGAAUAUUUUCACAUAAGUUUCAUUGAUGAUGUUAAAACAGAGUAAAAAAUUAAAUUAGCUAGUUUAUGGAGGAAGUGUUUAAGGUCGAGGUCGAGUUUCACUUCUAUUUGCUAACUUCUAAAAACACAGACUCGAGACUGUAGACUUAAGUUCUACUCAGCUGUCCGCUCCUUUUAAGAUGCGGUCCCACCUCCCUUAGAUUAUGCUGCGUUCGAGUUACCUCGAAAGUCAGAUGUCUGAGCUGGGAAUGACGUCACACCCGAGUUACCAGCAUUUCAGUUACCAAGUUGGAAAAAAGUCAUCUUGUUUCCGCCUCCGAUUUUGCUUUUUUCCGACUUGGUGACGGGUGACGUCACUCUUCCGAGGCAACUCGAACGCAUGACACCAGCAAAAAUGCCAUUUUUCCAACUACUAAUUACUUGCCAUUCAGUACAACUUUAUCUUUAUUGGACAGCAUUUCAGGCCUGUAAUGAUAAUUAUUGAUGUAUUGCUGUCAUGUUUUUUCAACGGGAUAGUAACUGGCAAUCCUGGCGCCAACUAGUAAUGGUAAGGAUUAAUAACCCUAAAUGCCAUUAGGGUUUUCACUAUUUUGAUCAUGUCUUUAUUUUGUGUCAGUUAGCAAUUUUAAGCUGUGAGUAGCCAUAGAAAUGCACGUUUUUAAAGACAUCUGUACUAGCUGUCCUCAGCACAUCUAGUAAAAGUCACAAUAAACACUGUUAGAAUAUGAACCUGUUUUGAGGUAAACAUGUUAUUUUUUGAGUGUCUGGGUUGGUAAUAAUAAGACAUGUCAACCAAUAAAUUUCAAACCUCCCACUGAAAGGUGAAAUAAUCAAACUAGGAUGGACAUUCUUUGAUAAUUCUCAUGAAUCAUUGUAUUUAAAAGACUCAAUAUAACAGCAGAGAGAUCCCAGUGUUGCUGUUGGACUGAACACGGUGAUGAAAGAGUGAAGUUUAGAGGUGAAAGGCUCACAAGAAUUUUCUCCCACCUUUUCUCACACUUUGAUAAAGUGUCCGGUGAGGCUGGCAUUCCCAAAGCUGCGUGCUGGCAUCGCCAUAGCAACCGCUUACAGUAACAAAAGAGCAGGAAGAAUUAAAGGACACCUUUAUUUAUUCACUCCCUGUUUCCCUCCCUCCAUCUCUGAAUUCCUCCCUUGUUUCCUUCCCUAUUUAUCCAGCAGUUUGUUUUUGUUUGCUCUCCACUAAAACAGCCAGUCUGAAAUGAAACAGGCACUUUUUAAUGUUCUUAUGCAUGAAUACCUUAAAUAUCUCCACUUUUAAUUCAAAUGUUAAGGUCUUUUCAUGCUGACAUCCUCUUUUUUUAGAGUUUGCUUCAAGCAGCUGUGUUCCUCCACAGCUCUUUUUCAUAAACUCUCGCUUGUUGAGAGAAUAAAAUGGAUAAACAUACUUCUGGAUUUCCAAAGGCAGCACAUUGUGGUCGCCCGAGUUCAGCACAUUACUUCAUAGCAGGGUUGGGUCUUGAUUUAUCCUUGUCAUGCAAACAUAAUUUCUGUAACUUUUUCAGUUUCAGAGGAAAAAUACACAAGAUAAAUAUUCUGCGAGCACAAACAGUGUUUUACAUUUUGUUUACAGAUGGAGGUAAUUUGAUUGUUACUGACUCCCAUCAGCUCUGUUCCUCUUUCUGUUUGUUUAGUCAAAGUCUGUGAACAUGUUGUCAAACCAAAUAAGCAGCAGAGUGAGGUGUGACCCUGCUAUUGUCUGCUGGAUAUAAAAUACAGGCCAACAUGAACCUCUACUGAGUCAGCACAGCUGUGUUGUCUCUAGAGAGAGAGAGAGAGAGAGUGUGCGUGUGUGUGUGUGUAUGAGAGUGGUGGAGCUUUUGUUUGUAUGUAUUCACUGUUCGUCAUCUGUUUUCAUUAAACUCCAUCAGUUUUUUGCAUGUACACUUUGUGUUUUCAUUUGUCGUCUUUUGUUCAUUUCACUCAGUUUGCAUUGUUUCACCUCUGUGUUUGUGUGUGUUCGUGUUUGUUUGUGGGGGCACAUCCAGAUGAGGAGUUGUCAGGCUAUAGCUGCCUGCAUAGAUGUCCUUAUGGAGGUAUUGAUUACGGAAAAAAACAACAACUGUAAAUCAGCCAGCUGCAGAAAACCUGAUUAAAGUGAUACUUUGGAGAAUUAAUGGACUUUAACAUGUUCUUCACUCGACUCCUGUCAGAUGGUUUGGGGAAAAAUAUAUGAAUGUAAGCGAGAGAAUUGAACGUUUUAGUCGAAUUCAUCACGUGAACACGGGACAUAUAGAGUCCCAGCCACUGCACUAGCCACCAAACAUCUUUUUAACUUUGCCUAAUUUCUUUAGUAAAGAGACUAAACACAACUCACCCACUCUCUUCCAGCAGCCGCUUGUUUGUAGCAGGACCUCGAGCCAGUCCAUUGUUUAUUACCGCUGUGUAUUGCUAUUGUGGGGUCAUUACCAAAGUUGGUAUAACUAGAGAAGCAAGUGGUCUGCAACAUUAAUCUCUCGAGGGGGUAUCUAACCCGAUGUUAUGAUGUGUUUGACCCUAAAUUAAUUUUACACCAGAAUAUCCCUUUAAGUUACACCCCUAAAGCCUGAUAUGGCCAUAGAGACAGCUUGAUCUCUGUUUACAGAUUCGACAUUAAAAACUGGAAUCUGUCAGUGAUGGUCUGGAUAACAAUCCAUCCAAGAAAGAAUUUCAACUUUAGGAGCAAGUUUGCUUUUUUCACAAAAGCCAAUCAGUUUUUAGAUUUUCUGACUUCCUUGAAUGCACCUCAUUAGAUCGAUAUGACCUUCAUUCACUGAAGGAGAAACUGUUUUGGCCAGAUAACCACAAAAAGAUCAUUUCCUAUUUCAUGGUCAAAAUCAGCCACAAUGAAGUCCUGUAUGACUUAGUUUUACCUGUUAAACUGAGACUCACCAGACUUGGAUGAACAGAUACUGUGUUUGUUUUACAGGCAACUUUAAGGGUCCAGUCUCAGGUUACUUACUCAAUUGUAAACAGAGCACCACAUGGAAAAGAAAGUCUUGUCUGAAAGUUGAUAGCCGCUCCCCGCUGGCUCCACAUGAGGGUUCAGGGUUACAGUGAAGCUCUCAGUCACAUUUUUUCCCCAAACCAAGAGAAGAACAAUCCACUUCAAUUCACAAUAUCAAGGUAUCUGUCUCUCUGCUUAUAAUCCACAACUAUGCUUAAAUCAGCAGUGUACCCUCAGGAAGAAACAGCUUCAUUCAUUAAAUAAUGUGUUUUACAUACUUUGUGCUACAGCUGCUAAACUUUUGCUCACGUCCAAAUAAGGACAUGACGAAUAAUCAACUAAUUAAACAACAAAAAAGGGCAAAAUCAUCGAUCGUCUGUUGAGAGAAGCAGUAGUGUAGCUGCUGUAGCAAGAGCAGUAUGUAAAAAGAGGUAUAUUUUUUAACACAGCUGAGCUCUUACAGUGAGGUCUGUGAAUAAGGACAGAGGACCUGUGAGUCAGACUAAGAUAUUCAAACUUGAAGAUUUUAUGAUUUGAAAGGAGAAAUUUUCUUUUCUCAUCAUAGCUCUUUGGAAAAAAUACUUGCCUUUCAUCGUGUUAACUUAAAUCCACUAAUGUCAUACAGCUUUAUAACAAAAAAGCGAUUUUAUUUCCCACUCUAACAGGUUAACCUCUCUUUUCAUUUUCUGUGUGUCGUUUGGAAGUUUUAGCCCAGAACUCGCUGUCCUGUCUCUUGUUUCUUUGUUCCCCUCUCAUACUCUGUGAAAUUUCCGCCCGGUACGAGUCCGUUUUGUCCUUGUGUGGGAGAGAAAGUCAGAGGAGGAAAAUGAUGUCCUCCUGCUGACAGCCUUAAUCACUGAUUCAUUUAUUCAUGCAUUAUGGAGGAAUUUGCAGAGGGAUUUACUCAUUCAUGCAUUUGAAGCCCACCCUUAUUCGUUUUAAAAGCUCCGGCAUGUAAAUUCUGGAUGCUGCGUCGUUAAAGAAACAAAAUCUCAGCCAGAUAAGAUGAGGAAUCAUUAGUGUUUGCGCUUUCUCCUCUCAUUAUUCAGCUUUAUAAAUCCACUUAGUUGAGCCCUGGCUGCACCGCCUCCGUCUGUAAACACACAUUCUUUUCUCUCAGCAUGUUGUAAUAAGGGCGUCCUUCAGAUUCCCUCUUCCAUGACCUGAAGUCAGUGUAAUGGUUUUCUCUCGGGAAUAUUGCAACACCACAGCUGAAGUUCACGGCCCGGGUCACGGAUUAUACAUAGAGUGGAUCGUCUAUCAUUGUGAAUGUUGGUGUCACGCUAGGUUUUAGUGAUGUGGGCAGGCCGCUUCGCUGUUUAAGCUUAUAUACACUAGAAACUAAAAGGAGCUCUCACUACCGCUGUUUCUGACACGGAUAUGAGAUGGGAGCAAAGAAAAAGGAACUAUAGGAUUCAGAUUUUAUUAACUUUUCCUGUUACAUUCAAACCUCUCUUAAAUUUUCUUAAUUCUCACCUGGUCCUUUUCUUCAGGAUAUGACUUCGCAGCCGUCUUGGAGUGGUUUGCAGAGCGAGUGGAUAGGAUCAUAUUGCUCUUUGACGCCCACAAACUGGACAUCUCCGACGAGUUCUCAGAGGUGAUAAAGGCCCUGAAGAACCAUGAGGACAAGAUCAGGUACUGACAUUUGAGACAGGAGCAUUCAGUUAACAUCAACAAAUGAUUCAGCUCAUAAACUCUCCACCCUUGUUUCCAUGUUUUUUUCUCAGGGUUGUGCUGAACAAGGCUGACCAGAUAGAAACCCAGCAGCUGAUGAGAGUGUACGGUGCCCUGAUGUGGUCUCUGGGGAAAAUAGUUAACACCCCUGAGGUAAGCUGGAAAAGUUGUGUUUCAAGAAGUCAAACAGGUGACCUUGGAAGUGUGAGGCAGAGUCUGUUUCAUCAGACAAAUGGUGUUAAAAUAGUUUAUAAGACCUGAAAUUAAACCUAAAGGAAAAUACAGUCUUGACAAGGGAUUUGGGUUCGAUCCUAUUGUGUUGUAACAACAGAAGUUAUUUGUAUUGACACACGCAAAACCACUCCCAGAGUCAAAGUGUCAACAGUUACAGUCAGACACACCAACUGGUCUGUUCUUGACCAACGCAAAUAUAAGAGAUAGAAAACAGAGGUCACUUUGCAGGAAUGCAGGAAUAAAACUCGCAUUUUUAACAGACCACUCACAAAGAAGUGCUGUUGCAACAAUCGACAGUCACCUCCACCUGUCCUGGUUAGAUUCUAGGUUGUACAUGUAAUUAACUAGUGAGGGUUCUUCUGGAGUGCUCGCCGUGUUUGGUGUUUUUCCGCCUCUGCAUCCAUAACUAGUCAAAAUACAGUUACCGUAUUUGUCAGACUAUAAGGCGCACUUAAAAUCCUUAAAUUUUCUCAAAAACUGACAAUGCGACGUACAAUUCAUAUGAUUACUUGUUGUGCUAACUAGCCGAUUUUUUGAGAAAUCUGUUGAAAUGUGUAAGUGCGACUCUGGCAAGCAACGAAGCCGCUCUACUCAGUUGAUAUUCAGAGCAUUACGGUAAGCUGUGUCACUACCUGAUCGGCCUCAUAACAGGACCCCUGAGCAGUCUACGAGACUGCCUGACUGUCAUGUCUAAACUAGAAGUUCAUGUAACCCAGCCCAGGCCCGAAGUACGCGCUAGCAACAAUAAACCAAGCAAUGCUUAAUGCGCCUCAUGUCUGAACAUAAGAUACAGUAAAUCAAGUAAUCAAAAUACGGUAAUCAAGUGGUGGGAAAACUGUCAUUGGUGUUUUUCCACGUAAACACACAGUAUUUGCGACUGGUGCCCACUUGUCUGUACAUCGUACUUGUGUAUUAUAUGAGACGCCACGUGAUGAAUGUACCUUUUAUGUCCUUUUUUAUCUUGUUUUUUUUCCUGCCGUUGAUUUAAUGCCUGCGUCUCUCUCUCUGACAGGUGAUCCGUGUCUACAUCGGAUCCUUCUGGUCCCACCCUCUGCUCAUUCCAGACAACAGGAAGCUAUUCGAAGCGGAGGAGCAGGAUUUAUUCAAGGACAUCCAGUCUUUACCGAGGAACGCGGCGCUCCGAAAACUCAACGAUCUGAUCAAGAGAGCCAGACUAGCGAAGGUGAUAGCUGCUGUUAUGUAACAUUGAUAUGCACAAGUCUUUGUGUGUAUGUGUGUGAUUUCUAUUCCUCUUCCCAUUACUCACUCUUCCUCCCUAUCCAGCUGUAAACCUUGACAGAAGAGGCUUGUCCCUGUCACACAGCUAAUAGAAGCAGAUAAAUGUGGCGUUUCUCCUCUCGGCGAAUUGCUUCCCGUUUCCUCCCCCUGGACAGGAAGUUAGGUAUGAGAGGCGACAGUGAGCUGCCUGUUUGAGGAAACACGGAGGAUGCACACAAACACAAACACACCGGCUUAUCAAGCUGAGUAAUGAGUGCAGUUUUCCUGUCCGACAGCUGAUAGUGUGUGCGAGCGAGCGUGUUUCGUGAUGGGCUUCAAGGACUUUUGGUGGACUCGGGGAAACACGGACACAUUCAUCACCACGGCAACAAAAAAAAAACAAAUAAUAUGGGGUCUUCCCGUCUCUUUGGCCAUCUUUAUUUGUAUUGGAUAUUAAAAACAAAUGUCAACAACAAUAUCCAGAAAGAUUUUCCUUCACAGGAGUCUUCAGUUUCCUCAGACUCGAGUUGCGACAGAUCGGAUCUUAUGAUGUUACAUUUGAGCCAUUUAUCAAAAGUCCUUCCCAAGAAAAAUGACGUAAGAAACACAAGUGUUCUUGGUUAUUUCUCCAGCCUGAGUUUGAUUCAGUUGUUUUCUUCACAUUAAGCUAUAUUGAAAGUAAAAGGAUGUCUGCCUAUGAGUUGUCCAGCUGUAUUUGUGCCUCAGUGGUCCCAUUCAACUCUCUUCCUGCGACUAAAUAUUUGAAAGUGAUCCAGCUCUGUUAAACAUCGAUUCAGCAGCUGUUAUUUUAUACACAACAUAACUCCUUUCAAACUUUUACUGACGGGAGAAAGCUUUUUUUGCGUCACAUCUUUGGUUUGUUUGGCUCUAAUGAUUUUUUUUUUUUUUUUUACUUUUUAUUUAGAUUUUUUCUGAAACAUUGAACAGUAUCUAAGACAGGAUCAGUGAUGUAUAAAAUAAAAAAAAAUAGAAAUAAUAAUAAUAAAAUAAUAAUCCCAUAACUAGGUAUUGCCACACAUGAUACAGACGUAUAUUAAAUAUCCAUUACACGUUGUAGUAAUAAGGAAAAACAAACAGGAUUAACGAAUAGACAUACAAAGAUAAAUAAAUGAAUAAAAAUAAAUGGAUAUCUAGAUAAUAAAGAAUGAAUAAAUAAUAGGAUAAUUUAAGGGAAAAAAAGGAAGAGCGGAGGAAAAGGGCAAAUUCACAUCAUGUCAGGGUUCUUCUUAAUAAGGAUUUACUCUUGUGUCUCUUCGUGAGCUAAAAUUGACUCUCAGGGGUUAUUACAGAACUUGCCAAAUCCAAAGGUAGACCUAAUGAAACGUGUAAACCUGCAGUUGGACCCCUGACCAUCUUUUAUCCUCAUACUGCAGGUCCAUGCCUACAUCAUCAGCUCCCUGAAGAAAGAGAUGCCCUCAGUGUUCGGGAAGGAGAACAAGAAGAAAGAGCUGAUCGGCGCUCUGGGAGAUAUUUACAAACGCAUUGAAAGGGAGCAUCAGAUAUCCCCUGGAGAUUUUCCUAAUCUGAAGAAGAUGCAGGUAAGCAGAGGAGAAGCUUUGGAUUCAUGAUUAUAGAUAAUAGUUCGAUAGAUAAGACCUAAACCUUUCUUUUUUUUGUCUGGUGAUUUUCCAGGACCAACUCCAAGCUCAGGAUCUCACUAAAUUCCAGCCUCUGAAGCCCAAACUCCUGGAGGCGGUGGACGACAUGCUGGCUAAUGACAUUGCUGGCUUAAUGGUCCUGGUCCGCCAAGAGGAAACCCAGCGUCCAAACCCUGUUGUGAAGGGCGGCGCGUUUGACGGCACUUUGGACGGCCCGUUCGGACAUGGGUACGGCGAAGGAGCCGGGGAAGGCAUCGACGAAGCGGAGUGGGUCGUCGCGCGCGACAAACCUGCUUACGACGAGAUCUUCUACACGUUAUCUCCUGUCAACGGGAAGGUAACGGGAGCCAACGCCAAGAAGGAGAUGGUGAAGUCAAAACUGCCCAACACAGUCCUGGGAAAGAUCUGGAAGCUGGCAGAUAUCGACAAGGACGGGAUGCUGGAUGACGAGGAGUUUGCGUUGGCUAAUCACCUGAUUAAGGUCAAACUGGAGGGACAUGAACUGCCAUCAGACCUGCCUGCACACCUGAUUCCUCCUUCCAAGAGGAAAAUACCAGAGUAA